ACUCGGUGAACUUGAACGACUGAAGACCGAUCACCACAAGGCCUGGGUGCCCCUCCUCUGGGCCUGUGACGUCAUAUACCGAGCCAGGAUGGACUCAUCAGGAUGGACUUGGGCCAGAAGACGCUUAUUGAUGAGGUAGUGACCAUCGCCGUCUACUCCUUCUUCGUCUUCUCACUGCUCGGGGAACAGUACCUCGACCCGGCCAGCCAACACCCCGACCACAAGAUCGACGCCUAUGUACCGGUGUUCGCUCUCUUGCAGCUCUUCUUCUACAUAGGCUGGUUGAAGGUGGCCGAGGCGCUACUCAACCCCUUCGGUACAGACGACCAUGAUAUUGAGUUCUUAGAUCUCCUGAAGAAACAUCUGCAGAUGACUCAGCUUCUGUGUGACCCCGUGUACAUGGAGGAACCUUGCACCACCAACCUGCCGCAGGAGCAGACUGUAGCAGGCGGUGAUGACGAGAAGGAACAGCAACAGGAACAACAGAUGUGUCAAAGUAACAAUAACAUAGAACUGGUGGUGGUGAAAAGUAGUACCACACCGGCUAUCAACUUCCCCUCAACUGUACUAUGUGGUGGUACUAUUGUUAACUCCCUCAGUCAGCCGCUAUUGUGAGUCUAGCUAUCAUGUGUUGGUACUACUGCUGUGAUGUGUUGGUACUACUGACUGCUGUGAUGUGUUGGUACUACUCUGUGUUGUGUUGGUACUACUGUGUGUUGUGAUGUGUUGGUACUACUGACUGCUGUCUUGUGUUGGUACUACUCUGUGUUGUGUUGGUACUACUGUGUGUUGUGUUGUGAUGGUAUUACUGACUGUUGUGAUGUGAUGGUACUACUGACUGUUGUGAUGUGAUGGUACUACUGACUGUUGUGAUGUGAUGGUACUACUGACUGCUGUGAUGUGUUGUUAGUCGUAAUACAUAAUACUGUAUGAAUAAAACAAUAGCUGUAUUAUAUUGUAUUUAUCAAUGGUGUAUGACCUGACACUAACACGCUGUAUACAUCAGUUUUAAUAUACGAUAAUCCUAUUAACCAAUAA
Homarus americanus (American lobster) is the source of this 1038-nucleotide messenger RNA. Its product is annotated as bestrophin-2-like. Bases 103 to 615 code for a protein of 170 amino acids. Gene Ontology annotation, molecular function: chloride channel activity. The transcript is spliced from 3 exons. Lineage: Eukaryota; Metazoa; Arthropoda; Malacostraca; Decapoda; Nephropidae. The record is from RefSeq and is a predicted model, not a curated record.